ACUCUUCAAAAUUUAAUCAUAAGGAACACAAAUCUCCAGAUCUCCUUCUGCUUCUGCUUCUCUCGAACGAAUCUAAUCUCAAUCGAGAUCUCUGCACUUUAAGAAAGAAAGAAAGAAAAAGGAAACCCUAAAGUCAAUUACUAAUAUUUAUACGACAAAAAACUUUCCAUUUUCAUCGCAGAUUUCGCGUCCAUUGGUUUCUCCGACUUUAUGGGGUGCUUUUGUGAGUCGACGGUCAAGAUCGCUCGGUCGUCGCACGCGGAGUGUCCUUUAAUCGACCAAUCUUGAUUUUGUUUCCUAAUUUUUGGUAGAAGCUCUUGAUUUGUAUAAGUUUGGAAGUUGGAACGGAAUUUUGGUUGUGAAGAUGAGGGUAACCAAGUCACAGGUAUGGCAGCCGUGCAAGAAGAAGAGGUCUUGAUAGAUAGGGAUUGCAAAUAACAGAUAUAAUAAAGCGAAGAUUUGAGAGGAAUUGAUCAGUAAUGGCGUCUCGUUCGAGCAAUAACACAGGGAGCAGGACAAGGGUGGGGAAGUACGAGCUGGGAAAGACACUGGGAGAAGGGACCUUCGCUAAGGUCAAAUUCGCUCGCAACUGCAAUACCGGAGAGCAUGUCGCAAUUAAGAUUCUCGAUAAAGAGAAACUCCUCAAGCACAAGAUGAUCGCUCAGAUUAAACGUGAGAUUUCAACCAUGAAACUGAUUAGGCAUCCAAAUGUCAUUCGCAUGUAUGAGGUGAUGGCCAGCAAGACAAAAAUAUACAUUGUUCUUGAAUUUGUGACUGGUGGGGAACUUUUUGACAAAAUUGCAAGUAAAGGGAGGUUGAAAGAAGAUGAAGCAAGAAAGUAUUUUCAGCAGCUUAUUUGUGCUGUUGAUUAUUGCCAUAGCAGAGGUGUAUUCCAUAGGGACUUGAAGCCAGAAAAUUUGCUACUGGAUGCUAACGAAGUUCUUAAAGUCUCAGAUUUUGGGUUGAGUGCACUACCUCAGCAAGUUCGAGAAGAUGGACUACUUCAUACAACAUGUGGAACGCCAAAUUAUGUUGCUCCUGAGGUGAUAAACAAUAAAGGCUAUGAUGGAGCCAAGGCAGAUCUGUGGUCAUGCGGGGUGAUUCUUUAUGUCCUAAUGGCAGGUUACUUGCCUUUUGAAGACAAUAAUCUCAUGGCGUUAUAUAAAAAGAUAAAUAAGGCCGACUUCACAUGUCCUCCUUGGCUCUCAUCAAGCGCAAAGAAACUAAUCAAAAGAAUUUUGGACCCUAAUCCAGUGACACGGAUUACAAUUGCGGAGGUUAUAGAGAAUGAGUGGUUUAAGAAAGGAUAUAAACCACCUACUUUUGAACAAGCAGAUGUUAGUCUCGAUGAUGUGAAUGCUAUCUUCAAUGAAUCAGGAGACUCUGGAAACCUUGUUGUAGAAAGGCGAGAAGAAGGGCCUAUAGGCCCCAUUGCCCCUGUGACUAUGAAUGCCUUUGAGCUCAUCUCCACAUCUCAGGGCCUCAACCUCAGUAGUCUAUUUGAGAAGCAAAUGGGACUUGUUAAACGGGAGACAAGAUUCACAUCCAAACGUCCUGCAAAUGAAAUAAUCUCAAAAAUUGAGGAAGCUGCAGUGCCUUUGGGCUUUGAUGUAAAGAAAAACAACUUCAAGAUGAAGCUUCAGGGGGAGAAAACUGGACGUAAAGGUCAUUUAUCAGUUGCAACAGAAAUUUUUCAGGUGGCCCCUUCCCUUUACAUGGUUGAGCUUCGCAAGUCUGCAGGAGAUACACUGGAAUUUCACAAGUUCUACAGUAACCUCUCAACGGGGCUGAAGGAUAUUGUUUGGAAAUCAGCCGAUGAAACAAAAGAAGUACAUCAUGUCCCCGAUCCUACCCACUGUAGGGCCUUAUGGGGGUUUACCCUUUUUACGUUUGUGGGCGUUGUAAUAGGGGGCAUCAGAACAUUAUUCGUUGUCCUUUUGGUUGACAGUUCUGCUGGGGCAUCCUCACCUGCUCUCCCUACAAAUAUUGGCAGUAUAGAUUGGUCUGGUCAUGGACAUACCUCUAAGGCAACCUCUUUCUCUUGUGUUGGUUCUCAACCACCAUGGACUUCCAGGAGCACAAGCGUUGGUGGUUCUGCACUUGGAUCAUCAAGACCUUCCUGCAGGCCCUGGGAAAGAGGGGAUCUGUUGAGGCGUUUGUCCACCUUCAAGCCUUUGAAUUGGUUUGGAAAGCCAAAGGUUGUCAGCUCAUUGGCUUGUGCUCAGAUAGGUUGGGUGAAUGUGGAUGCUGAUAAAAUUGCUUGUGAAUCAUGUGGUGCACAUUUGAGUUUUGUUCUGUUGCCAUCCUGGACCCUUGCUGAAGUUGAAAAUGCCAGUGAAGCCUUUGCCAAGCAGCUGGAUUGUGGGCAUAAAGUCACCUGCCCUUGGAGAGGAAAUAGUUGUCCUGAAAGCUUGGUGCAAUUCCCACCAACACCUCAGUCUGCACUGAUUGGGGGAUAUAAGGAUAGAUGUGAUGGACUUCUACAGUUUCCAUGUCUUCCUAUUAUAGCUGCAUCUGCAAUUGAGCAGAUGCGAGUUUUACAGGACUCUCAGAUGGAGCGCUUUCUGUCUCAGACUGGAGAAGUUGAUUUUAAAACCAAUGGCAUGUCAGAACUGGAGACCUGUCGAGAUGGCCCAUUCUAUAUUUAUUUAUGUGCCCAGAAACUUAUAAGUCUGUGUGGAUGGGAACCAAGAUGGCUUCCAAAUGUUCAAGACUGUGAAGAGCAUUCUGCUCAGUCUGCUAGAAAUGGAUGUUCUGUUGGCCCCACCCUGGUCCGGGUUGGUAUUUCACAGGAUCCUGGAUCAAGCAAGAAUGCACUGUCUGCUUCAGCCAAAAAGGACACUGGAAAGAAUAAAAUACUAGCUGUGGAGUCUAGAUGUGAACAGAGAUCGCCUCUUUUAGACUGUAGUUUAUGUGGGGCUACUGUGAGAAUAUUGGAUUUCUUAACUGUUCCUCGGCCCGCUCGUUGUGCUCCGAGCAAUAUUGAUAUUCCUGAGACGAGCAAAAAAAUGGGAUUGACACGUGGAGCAAGUGCAGCCAGUGGGAUUAGUGGUUGGGUUGAUGCUGAUACUACAGACAAAGAACAGACUGAAGACCGUGAUGAAGUUGCAACAACAUAUGAGGGCAGAUUGUUGCAGAACUCAGUCGAUUUAAAUCUUACAAUGGCUGGGUGUCUACCUUUUACUCAGGUUGACAGGACCGCAACAGACAUGAAUGCUGAUGAUGUGCACAUGGGAAGGUACCUAAUUAUUGGCCAGCCUGCCGGCAGUGGGGUUGGUAAUCGUGCAGCUUCCUACGAGUCUCGGGGUCCCAGCUCCCGUAAGCGAAGCCUUGAAAUUGGUGGCAGCUCGGAUGAUAGGCCACAUUUGAGGAUGCAACAGGCUGAUAGUGUUGAAGGAACUGUAAUUGAUCGUGAUGGAGAUGAAGUUACAGAUGGCAGACAGUAUCCAGCGGGGCCAUCAAAACGUGCUCGUGAAUCUGACAUUUUUGAUACCUACUGUUCGGCAUAUGCAAGAGACUCUUCUGUCGCGGGUCCUAGCCAUUCGGUGGGUAUUGGAACUUAUAUAGAUGGAAACAAAGCUGGUUCAAGCCGACAGGGAAAUGACCAUCUGAUAGGAGUCCCAUCAGCAAGAGAUUCUACACGGGCAUCUUCUGUUAUUGCAAUGGAUACAGUCUAUCAUGGUGAAAAUGAUGACUCUUUGGAUAGUGUUGAAAAUUAUCCUGGGGAUGUUGCUGAUGUUCAAUUUCCUUCCUCCAGUACAUAUAGGAAUCUGGACGUGUAUGAGACAUCAGAAUUGAAUUAUAGUAACCAAGCUAUGCAGAGCACUGAUUUUCGAUCACCUGUUGAAUUAGUUCCUGGGGAAAUGGGUGUUAGUAGUACAAAUGACGGUGAAGAAGUUUUCAAUGCUGGAACUGUGAUGGCUCAAGGAAGAGAAGGGAUUAGUUUUGGAAUCAGUGGAGGAAGUGUUGGAAUGUGCGCUAGCCAUGAAGCUGAAAUUCAUGGGGCUGAUGCUUCUGUGCAUAGAGCACAUAGUGUUGUUGGUGAUCUGGAACCCAGAGUGGAUGAUGCUGAAAAUCAGGGUCAGACAGAUCCUUGGUUAAUAGAUGAAAUUGUUCCCGAUGAAACAAACCAAGAAGAUCCCCAUGGCGACAGCCAGGAAAUGUUGUCUCGUUCUGUUAGAAGGGCUGAUAGUGGCUCUAAUAUUGAUGGUUUUGCCAAGGCAGAGUCUGUUGAGAGUGGUGAAAAGAUAAGUCAAAGCUGCAAGCUAGGCCUUGAUAAUAGUGCUCAUCCUUCUCUUUCCUGCAAUGCCAUGGUUGACUCUGGUUAUGAAACAACCAACAAAGAGGUUACAAAAGCUGGAAAAUCAUCAUCCACCAAUAACUGUGGAUACCUACAAUCAGAAUACGCAGCUGCAAAUGGAGGGCCACCAAAAGGGGAAAGCAAUUAUGAAGAACCUGUAGAAUUUGAUCCAAUUGUCCAUCACAACCAGUUCUGCCCCUGGGUGAAUGGAAAUGUUGCUGCUGCUGGCUGCAGCAACUCUGUUCCCAGCACUGAUGCUGUUGCACUUUGUGGAUGGCAACUGACCUUGGAUGCACUGGAUUCCUUGAGAUCCCUAGGGCAUAUCCCAGUUAUGACAGUACUAUCUGAGUCAGCUGCAUCCUUGUACAAGGAUGACCACAGGCCUCCUCAUCAGAAACACAGUUGAUGACAGCACUCCAUGAGAAAAAGCGACGGACAUAAUUAAUAUUCAAGCUCAAUAGAAGGAUCAAAAGGAAAUCAAUCUUUAGAGCACAUUGCGAGAUGGUUCUUCUUUGUUAUGAGAACUGCUCUUGGUGGAAGUUGUGGCUCACUUUUCGCCUUUUAAACUCCUGUCCGCUUUUUAACUAUUUAAUGUCGAGGUAAAUUAUGUCAUCAUUGAAAUUUAGACGUGCUACCCUUCAGCAUCAACAUACUUGAUUUUUUUAAUGUUUUUUGAGGGACUUCUUGUUUAGUAACAUAAAAUUACAAGUAAUACUUUUCACUCAGUGAUGAGAGUACAGAAAUUGCCAAGGACGGAUAAAUUUUAUCCUUGCUGCAGCUCUAGUUUGCUUUUCCUAAUAGAACUAGAACUAUUGUACUGAUUAACUUAUAGUGUUACAUAUUCAUUGUAAGAUUCCGAACUUGUGGUUUAGUAA
This is a messenger RNA of Tripterygium wilfordii, 5175 nucleotides long. RefSeq lists its product as uncharacterized. Gene Ontology annotation, biological process: signal transduction; protein phosphorylation. The record is from RefSeq and is a predicted model, not a curated record. Gene Ontology annotation, cellular component: nucleus. Bases 480 to 4706 code for a protein of 1408 amino acids. Lineage: Eukaryota; Viridiplantae; Streptophyta; Magnoliopsida; Celastrales; Celastraceae. The transcript is spliced from 22 exons. Gene Ontology annotation, molecular function: ATP binding; zinc ion binding; protein kinase activity.